Molecule: messenger RNA, 8837 nt
Organism: Mobula hypostoma (lesser devil ray)
Lineage: Eukaryota; Metazoa; Chordata; Chondrichthyes; Myliobatiformes; Myliobatidae
Gene: sptlc3
Product: serine palmitoyltransferase, long chain base subunit 3
Exons: 12
Coding region: 1403-2932 (509 amino acids)
Biological process (GO): ceramide biosynthetic process; sphingosine biosynthetic process
Cellular component (GO): serine palmitoyltransferase complex
Molecular function (GO): pyridoxal phosphate binding; serine C-palmitoyltransferase activity
Source: RefSeq, a predicted model, not a curated record
AGGGAGUGUCCAUUUCACGCAAGUCUGCUCUUACCCCAUCCUCCUGCCAUCCUACCAGGGAUAGGGUUCCAUUUGUCCUCACCUACCACCCCACCAGCCUCCGCGUCCAGCAUAUAAUUCUCCAGUACUUCUGCCAUCUCCAAUGGGAACCCACUACCAAGUGCAUCUUUCUCUCCCAGCACCCCGCCUCCCACUUUCUACUUUCCACAGGGAUUGCUCCCAAUGAGACUCCCUUGUCCAUUCAUCCCUCCCCACUGAUCUCCCUCCUAGCACUUAUCCUUGCAAGUGGAACAAGUGCUACAACUGACUCUACACCUCCUCACUCACUACCAUUCAGGGCCCUAAACAGUCCUUCCUAGUGAGGCAACAGUUCACCUGUGAGUCUAUUGGGGUUAUAUACUGUGUCCGGUGCUCCCUGUGUGGCCUCCUGUAUACUGGUAAGACCUGAUGUAGAUUGGGAGACCACUUUGGUGAGCAGCUAUGCUCCUUUCACUAGAAGAAGUGGGAUCUCCCAGUGGCCAUCCAUUUCAAUUCCACUUCCUAUUCCCAUUCUGAGAUGUCACUCCAUGGCCUCCUCUACUGUCACUAUGAGACCAUACUCAGGAUGGAGGAACAACACCUUACAUUCCAUCUGGGUAGCCUCCAACCUGAUAGCAUGAACAUCGAUCUCUCGAAAUACCCAGAGCCUGGCUUGACACCAACCUACUAUACCCUCUACUGUGCCUACUGUCUUGUUUAUUAUUUAUUAUUAUUUAUUGUAGUGCCUGCACUGUUUUAUGCACUUUAUGCAGUCCUGGAUAGGUCUGUAGUCUAGUGUAGUUUUUGUGUUUUUUUCUUACGUAGCUCAGUGUAGUCUUUGUAUUGUUUCAUGUAGCACCAUGGUCCUGGAAAAUGUUGUCUCAUUUUUACUAUGCUCUGUACCAGCAGUUAUGGUUGAAAUGACAAUAAAAAGUGAUGACUUGACUUGACUUAAACUUCCAGUAAUGCCCUCUUCACCAUUCUCCAUCCCCUUUUCCCUCUCUCACCUUAUCUUCUUACCUGCCCAUCACCUCCCUUUGGUGCUCCUACCUUCUUUUCCUUCUUCCAUGGCCUUCUAUCCUCUCCUCUUUCUUCAGGAUUGUAUCUCUUUCACCAAUCAACUUCCCAGCUCUGUACUUCAUCCCUCCCCCUUCAGGUUUCACCUAUCACCUUGUGUUUCUCUCUCCCCUCCCCACACCUUUUAAAUCUACCCCUCAUCUUUUUUCUCCAAUCCUGCCAAAGGGUCUCAGCCCAAAACGUCGACUGUACUUUUUAACCAUAGACGCUGCCUGGCCUGCUGAGUUCCUCUAGCAUUUUGGAUGUGUUGAUUUGUACAGGCUGUUUUUUGGCAAAGGUUUGCUUGCAACACAAUGGCAAGUCCACGAUGGAUCACCGCAAGAAAGCCUUCACUGAAUCCUUUGAGCAGCCUCCAAUAUAUGUUCCUGUCCUCACCUACAUGGGCUAUGGAAUUGUGACCUUGUUUGGAUAUUUGAGGGACUUCCUGCGUUCCUGGGGCCUUGAAAAAUGUUACGCAGCGCAGGAGAGAAAAGAGCAAAAGGAUUUUGUGCCGCUUUAUCAAGACUUUGAAAAUUUCUACAAAAGAAAUCUGUAUAUGAGAGUGCGUGACAACUGGAACCGUCCAAUCUGCAGUGUGCCUGGCCCUACAUUUGACUUGGUGGAGAGAGUCAGCGAUGAUUACAACUGGACUUUCAGAUACACAGGACGAGUAAUUAAGGAUGUGAUAAACAUGGGCUCUUAUAACUACCUGGGUUUCGCUGAAAACAAAGGGGAAUCCUUGAACUCUGUGGCAGAGGUAACAAUGACGUAUGGAGCAGGAGUGUGCAGUACAUGGCAGGAAAUGGGUAACCUUGACAAGCAUAUUCAGCUUGAGGAACUAGUCACGCAGUUUUUGGGAGUAGAGGCAGCGAUGACCUUCGGGAUGGGGUUUGCCACUAAUUCAAUGAAUAUUCCAGCCCUGGUUGGCAAGGGUUGCCUUAUUCUAAGCGAUGAGCUAAACCAUACUUCUUUGAUUCUUGGCGCUCGUUUGUCAGGGUCCACUAUCAGAGUAUUCAAACACAACAAUAUGCAGAGCCUGGAGAAGCUGCUACGAGAUGCAGUGAUCAGUGGGCAGCCCCGAACCCGGAGGCCCUGGAAGAAAAUCCUAAUUCUCGUGGAAGGAGUUUACAGCAUGGAGGGUUCGAUGGUGCGUUUGCCAGAGGUUGUAGCCUUGAAGAAAAAAUAUAAAGCCUACUUGUACUUGGACGAGGCGCACAGUAUAGGAGCGGUGGGGCCCACAGGCCGUGGUGUGGUUGAGUAUUUUGGAGUUGAUCCCAGAGAUAUUGAUGUAUUGAUGGGCACCUUUACCAAAAGCUUUGGUGCAUCUGGCGGAUACAUUGCUGGCAAGAAGGAGCUUGUGGAUUAUUUGCGAAGGUAUUCACACAGUGCUGUCUAUGCUACCUCAAUGCCUCCUCCAAUAGCAGAACAAAUUAUCAGAUCACUAAGGUGUCUCAUGGGACUUGAUGGAUCAACAAUAGGUAUCGAGCGAGUGAGGCAGCUGGGUGUGAACACCCGAUACUUCAGGCAGCGCCUGCAUGAGCUGGGUUUUAUCACCUAUGGCAACGAUGACUCCCCCGUCGUACCCCUGCUCUUGUACAUGCCCGGCAAAGUAGGUGCGUUUGCCAGAAGAAUGCUACAGAAGAACAUUGGAGUGGUGGUGGUUGGGUUCCCUGCCACUCCCAUCGUCGAAUCCCGUGCUCGCUUUUGCUUAUCUGCGGCCCACACACGUGAGAUGUUGGACACAGUGUUGGAUGUCCUUGAUGAAAUGGGUGACUACCUGCAACUCAAAUACUCCAGACGGACACCUUCCAUUCGACCUGAACUCUAUGACGAAUCCAACUUUGAGCUGGAAGACUAAGCCCCCUCCAGAGCACAGAAUAAGAGCUAUGUGGUGAAUUGCAGGUACACAGCUCUGUUCCCACUAAGGGAUACAACAUGCACAUCUCCUCUUUAACAAGCACGAAUUAGAGGAAAGAAAAGGGAAGACGAGGAGUCAGCAUUGGCAUCAUAAACUUUUCGAGCAUACCAAGCAAAUAAAGCAAGGGCAUGGUGAAACACUGGUAACAGACUGCCCACGCAUAUCCUCUUGUAUAAGGUGUUGGUAUUGUGGGGAAGAGGGAAGAGGGGAGAGGGCCUGGGUGGUCGGCUAGGGUGGGGAGGAGUUCAGGCAACUGCAUUGGUGAGAUGACAGAAAAUCUCUGAAAACCUUGUUUGACAUCCUGCAGCUGUUCUUUCUGCGGAUGUUUUUGUUUCAAUCACCCUUUUUGCCUUUUUGGAGUUUUUUUUAAAAUAUAUUUUAAAAAAUAUACAGUUGCUGUUACUCCAAGCAAGCAUUUAAAAUGUAUAUCUUUGUCUGUGAUUAUUGCAAUAAAUAUUCAUUCAUAAGUUAGCCAAAUGUUAUACUCAAGACAAUUUCAGGUGGGGUUUAUGUUGGAUUUCAAAUCAUAUGCACUAGGAUCUUUAGGCUGAUCUGAGCUCAGUCUGUAGAGUGGGGAGAAGUUGAUGGGGGAAUAGUUGCCAAAGAUGAAUUAUCUAAUCAUAUGAAAUUUUGUUGAAAUGUUAGUGGAGAAAAUUAUAUAUGUAAAUACAGAAAUUAUAAUUUUGUAAAUCUUUUCUGGAGCUCCUUUUGAGACUCCUUUAAAAUAUUGUCCUUGGAUGUUUAGGUGCUUAUUUGGUAUGUUAGUGUUCCAACAGUGUGGUUUAUGUAAUUUUUAAAAAUGUGGAAUUCUUUCUGCCAACAGGAUUGUAAUAUUUAUAAUGAAAAAUGUUUUGAGGGGAGCAGAAAGAAGGAUAAAUGCUGCAGCUAUCUACUCAUGGUUAUGACAUUUUAAUUUUAGUAACUUCAUUGUUAGUUUUGUAAUGUUACCAUCUUGGUUUGUGCCUGCUACAUUUCCAAUGCCUUCACAGUCCAUUUCCAGCUGUUGGGGUGAGGGCACUGCACCCCUCGUCCUAGCUGUCCUCCUGACUACUAUUUCCACCUGAAGCGUUUUACGGGUAAGGCCUUGCUGGACAAAGAACAUAGGACCCUCCUGUCUUCUCAGGGAAAACCAAAGUCGGUGCUUUUAGUCCAGACACUGAUUCAAACCCAGCCAGCAGGAAUAUGAUUGUGGCAAUAUGAUUGCAUUCCCCUCUGAUUUCCAGGAUCACCCAGAACACAAGGUUGCCCAGGUAUCACAACAACAACUAGGCCCUGCACACGCGCCAACAACUAUACAGCCAGCAAUGAAGGAGUUCAAUAAUGACAGAGAGGAUUUUUAAAGUGAAAUAUGUUUUCUUUACUGCAAAUUUAGUUUGUCUUUUUUUAAACUAGUGUUUGCUUAUUUUUUAAGUUUUUAAAUGAUUAAUUUAAUUCCCUAUUAAACCCCAGGCUAGCUCAGUUCCUAGCACCAAUUUUCAAAUCAAGGUUUGUAGCUGCGUUUUACAAAGAGGACCUUACUGAAUUCAGCUAUAGUCAAAGGCCUUAACUGCAUUGUAAAGAAGACUCAGUGUCUCUAAUACACUAACUGAAUGAGUGGCCCUAAUUGCCCAUUUGAUUGUCUUAAAGAGUAUGGAAUCUGUUCUCACAACAAAGCCUCAACUCUAAUGUAUUCUGUCACCAGUAUCAAUGCCCACAUCAACUUGCACUGUGACAUUGACUCCAACUUGCACUCUCUUUCAUUUGCACUUUAAAAAGCUUGUGUUAAAUUAGGAGAGGCAUGAUUGAAAUUGCAGAUUCAUUAAUAACUAUUCGCUAUUCCUUUAAAAUCUCUAAGGAACAUGUUUUAACACCAUGCUUCGGCAGCAUAUGGCCCUGUUAACUAUCAGGACAUAUGGUACCAAGAAUUAACGGACUCUUCCUGUCAAGCCAAGGAGACUCUGGUAGUAUUUACACUGAAAACUUGUGUCACAUAUGACUUGACGCUUUGCUUUUCACUGUUUAUCUUUUGCUGAACAAGUGGAAAAAUUGCUCUCCAGGUACAAAAAGCCCAACGUUUGAAUGGUGUGACUCCCACUGAUCAGCACCUGGAAGUGCAAAUUAUGUUAAGUGGUUGGUGUUUAACAGUCCUUUUAAAUCACAGGCUAGGAACAAACCAUUCUCCCAAAUGGACAUUUAAAUGUUAACGUAGCUUACCUAUAGUGUCAGCUGUAUCUUGGCAGGGAGCCCUUUCACCUCUGAGUCAAAAGAUCCCAAGUUUGAGUCCCACCCCACCCCGCCAAAAGACUGGAGUGCAAAUAACCGAAUUGACGCUCUGUUGUAUUCCUGAGGAGGCACUGCAUUCUCGAAGGGACUGAUUUCUGAAUAAACUCUUGAAUUGAAACUAUCUGUCCACAGGUGGGCACAAAAGAUCCUAUGUCUGUAUGUCUGUAUCUCUAAGCCAUAUUGAUCAAAAAUACAAAUUAUAAAGUCAUUACUGCAUUGUCUUUUAUGGGAGUGUCCCAUCCUUCCGAAAUUACAACUGACAUUUCUGGAAGUAUUUUGAGGCUUCCUGAUGUUUUGAACGACGGUGUGUAAAUGCAGGUCCGGCUUCUCAGAAUUCAGGGAAAAAUAGGAAACACGUUCAUGGUAUGCCCAUAAUUACACGCACUGUGCAUGAAUUUGUUGCGUCAUAAAGAACUCAGUGAAUACAUAUGGAGCACUUAGAGAACUGAGAUAUGUGCGUGGCAACAUUGAGAGAAGUGUGGUGUUUUCUUCCAAUCGCGCAUUACAUCCUGACACCCAAGGGAAAAAAGAAUCUUCCUUGCCUAUUGUUCUGACAAAAACAAGUAUGUUUUAGCAACUCAGGGUCAAAUUAUGCCUGUAUCUGUACAAUGUCUGUGUUGCCAAAAUUAUAAUGCGUUGUUGAAAGCUUUGGAAUAGAUCUAGGGUGUUUUAUAUAAUCCCCAUUAUUUGUACUUCGGGCAUGGCUAUUGCUGGCAAGACCAACAUUUUUUUGUUCAUCCCCAAUGCCCUUGGGUUGAUAUUGUGGGGAGCUGGUACCUUGAAACAUUAAAUUCCUUGUGGAAUUUCCAGUUACUACAUUUGCUACAAGAUUUAAAACAAAAAUACCUUCAUAUUCACAGUCCCCUUCCCAAUUCCUAAUGGUCAUGAACCAAGUUGACCAAUUGGUAUAAAAAGAGGACUGAACUUUUUUUAAAGCAAAUUGAGGCCAAUAUUCUGGUCAUUUAAAAGGCAGGCCCUCGUCGUGCAAUCGGCUGACUUUCAGCUUCAUGAUGGUUCUGUUCUACUUCUCAUUUUGAUGAGCCCUUGUUUCCCAACCUACCUGUACUUUAAAGAACUGUGUCUUUUGAGAUGGGAGGACAUAAUGUUUAUAAUCCCUAACACUGCAUGUUUUCCAAGAAAUAAACAUUACUUACCCUGCUCAGUUUGCUGAAAUAAUUCAAUACUUACAAUUUUAAUUUAAUAUCUUAAUAUCUGCAAAUCUGAUCUCAUUUAUUCUCCUCUUAAUCACUAAAUUAGACUGGAGCUGAUCAAUGUUCAGGAUUUUAAACCGUAGAUUUGAGGGUUGAUAUGCAUAGGUUGGUGGGAAAUGCUGCAACUUCGUUUGAUAGAUGUAACAUGAAACAAGAGAGGGCUUAGAAAUUGGAUUUUCAGAUCUCAAAGGAGUACUCUCUUUUGUGGAAAAAAUGUUUGCUGAAAAUAUUCUCUUUAAGGUUGCUAAACCAUAAUAAAACACUAUAAAUCCCCUUUUUAAAGACAUCAUUUCCUCCUGCAGGUGUGAAAUUAUCAUAGAUAAAUUCACAGGGAAAAGAAGUUUUUUUGAAUGCCUUUGUUUUCACAAAGCCAAGGAAUUGCUGAGUUGAAUUUAGAGCCAGUUUUUACUUUGAAUAUGCCAUUCUCUAUGUGGCAUUGUGAGCAAAGUGGUAUGUUUUGUCCAUGUAUACUUGCUUGGCAUGCUCACUCAUCUCAUUAUUCUCCUGACGAAGCAGAGUUCUCCAUGGUUGAAGUCCAAAGAGUGCAGUCUCUGCAGUUACUUUUAAUUUUGUAGUUUUAUCCUUCGUAUUCUAAUUGGGACAUUGAAUUGGUGUUCUUGGGAAGGGCACUGAGAGAAAGGAUUAUAUUCUGCCUGCCCAAGGUGUUCAAUGAGCUGGAGGCAUAUUACCCUAAACUAUGGUAUCACAACAGCUUCAGUCUACCUAAAGGCAGUAUAGUUUGAGAGUUUGAUUGUCCAAGGUUCCUUGCAUCCAUCAAUGGCAACUCUUCCUGCCGAAGAGCAGGGAUAAAACUUUGAGGAUUUGAAGAAAUAUGUCCCAACUUAUUGUGGGAGAGUUUGUAACUGCAUGGUGCAACACUAAAAUUCAGUGCUUUGUAUUCAUCUGAUUGCCUCCAGCUUCUAUUUUGAGAUGGGUAGUUGGGGAAGGUGGGUUUCUAAGUGGCAUUAUUGAGUGAAUCCAAGAGGGCAUUACAAGAAUGAAUGUGACAUAUACCAACAGUUUGGUUCACAUUUUGAAUUCCCUAAGAAUACAAGCCUGAAGUCUGAAUCUGCCUGAAUACUUGUUGCUAACUUAAAACUUCUGUUCACGGGUCAGAUAAUUUGCAUCCCUAGUUUCCGGCAUGGAUUUUGACAAUUGACUGUUUGUUCUACUGUUAUUAUAUGCUAGGUUUAUAGGUAAUACACGAUGAGGAGAACUGGUAAGAUUGCCCUAAGCACUUCUGCAUGCACUUUUAACCUGUAAUUUCUAACCAGCUCCAGUGACACGGCUUCCUUGGCUGUGCCAAGCUCUUCCACGCUUCAUGAUUCAUUAGCCAUUUGGGAUUAAUACUAUUUUGCAAAAUUAGUCUGCAUUUCCAGGGCAUCUCGGUGCUGUUUUGAAGAGAUUGCUAUACCAUUGAAAAAAACUUAAUCCAACUAUACUUCUUAAAGAAAGAGUUUUCCUACUGAAUUAUUUUGUGAAUCUAUCCUUAAAGGUCAGGAUUAUAAAGCAAUAUGUGGGCAUCUAAUUGCUUCCAGCUUUCAGUUGAAGUGGGAUGAUUGGGAAAGAUGGGAUUCCAGAGAGGGUAAAUUGUGAUGUUCAAUCUAUUCAGGAUUGCACAGCAAGAAUUUACAUCACAUACACAGAAGAUUUGCCUUGCAAUUACAUGUUCAGUGUAGAUGACGACUGAUUGCUCUUUCUGAUAAACAACAAUAUCUGUUCAUCUGCAUGCACUGACAUAUAGGAAAUAGCAGUUUAAGAGCUCUCAGAAGUAACCCUGCAUGGAUUCAGCAGGUUGAUGGCUCUGUGGGUUGUUAACAGUGACUGGUGCAGAGUGGUUUGUAAAUCCAGUCUAUGUAUACUUUCAUGUACCUUGAAGUGCUGAUGAUAAAAGAUUUGUAUAUAUAUUAUAAAUACAUAGUAUAUAUAUGAAUGCCGACUGUGUUUUAAAAUAUAUAUAAUGUACAAAAUUUUUUUUCCCUUUUGCGAGGUCAGAAUUUAUAUAUAUAAAAUGAAGAUUGGCAUGUGUCAUAUCAAAUGUAUGGAACAAAUAAAACCCUUCGCAUUCCCUUAACUGGCCUCUUGUCUAUGAAUUCUCUUAACAGUCUCUGUAAAAUUACUGCUAUUAACUGGUAUGUUUAGACUCUUCUUUUUUUUUCUUAAUGGGUCCAAUUAAAAUAAUCACGAUGUAAGGUUGACUUCUUCUGCUCCGUUUAAUUGCAGAGUGAAAAAUAACUGGAUCUCAAUCCAGCUGCGAUUCUGCCUUUUGUGUUUAUGGGAAAAAACUCUUGUUUUGUAGUUUAACUAGAUAAUAAACAGAUUAACAGAAGAUUAAAGAACAUAUGAUCAUAUUCUGUAUGUAGUAAAUACUU